UAUCGCUUACGACAGUGUAUUGGCAAUCAGCACAUUUUAAAAUUAAUUUUAAAUACUAUAUAAAAUCGCUAAGGUGUGGUACUACCCGUAAAAAAAAACGAUGAUAUUAAAAAUUGCGAAUGUUUUAUUUUGACGACCGUUCGUAAAACGGAUUUGUAGUUUUUGCUGUAAAAAUGAGCGUGGAUAACGCAGACGUGACAAAAGUAGAAGAGAACAAUAACAAAAUUUUUAUUUGUGGCACCACGACUACCGAAACCUCGGAUUAUGUCGAUGAAACUGAUGAUAGUGAUAAUAAUGCAAUUGGUGAAUCUGACGACGAUUCCGGUCAAGAUAAUGUGAUUGGUGCAUUUAUGAACAGUACCAGCCAAGAGGCCGAGGCGCGACUAUGGGCAAAGAGACAAGCCAGGGCAGAAGCCAGAGAGAUACGAAUGCGCGAAUUAGAACGACAACAGAAAGAGCAGGAAGAAAACGCUGACAGGCAGUUCGACAUGUUGACUUCGGAACCCACCUCGUUGGUCAGGACGCCGCGGAGCGCCGGUACUCGAUACCUAUCGAGCAGGCGCAGCUCCGAGGAUUCGUUGGAAGACGGAGGAAGUCUUCGAGAGUUGAGGCACGAACUCAAAGAAGUCGAAGAGAAAUUCAGGAAAGCCAUGAUAGCCAAUGCCCAAUUGGACAACGAUAAAUCGGCGCAGACCUACCAAUUGGAGUUGCUGAAAGAUAGGUUAGAAGAAUUAGAAGAGGACCAUUCCCAAUUGAAGAGGGAACAUCGAGACAAAUGUAGGGAGUACCAAACGUUGAAAAGCAUUUGUACGAAAUUAAAGGACGACCUAGCGUUCGCCAAAUACGAGCUGGACGAACGGGAUCGACUCAUAGCGGAAAAGGGCCUGGUGAUAGUCGGCGAGGAGGUGCCCGCCGACGAAGAUGGUACCCAACAUCCGCCCAAGAAGGCGUUAGUCAGUGUGGAGAAUGCCCAUUUGCUCGAGACUGCCGGCGAUGGAAGUUUGGAUGUACGGUUAUCCCGGUUCCUCAAAGAGAAAACGGAAUUGCAGGAUCAAAUUAGCCAUUUAAAACUAGAAUUAGAAGAAGAAAAAAGUAAACGAAGGAAACCGAGUUCGGGCGGCACCUUGAACGGACCAUCCUCAGAUUACGAUUACGAUGACAUUCAAAGGGAAGCGAGUAAACAGCUUUCCGAUUGGAAAUUCCGCGCCCAAAAGGCGGAACAAGACACGGCAACGUUGCAAGCAACGGUGGCGCGACUCGAAAGCCAGGUCAUAAGGUAUAAGACGGCGUCGGAAGUUUCCGAGCAAUCCGAAGAGGCGCUGAAAGCGGAGAAGAGGAAGCUUCAAAGAGAAGAUUCGAAUUCUUUAGAAGAAUCAGAUUCUUUAACCGAUUUAACAGACGCAACAGACGUUUCAGAAAGCAUUUAAUUUUCUUUUUUUGGCCAGGGACGCCAUGAACCGUGCGGAAGAACUGGAAACCUCUAAUACACACCUAUUGAAGAGAUUAGACAAAUUAAAAAAUGCCAAAUCGGCCUUACUGAAAGAACUCUGAUUAUAAUAAUUGUAGUUUCGGCUCCUAUCUAUCCCUACUUUUAAGAUCAAAACUUUAAAGUGUUUUUAAAUCCCGUGAAAGAAAAAAGAAAAACUCAACAAGUCUUACGUAAAUAGUUUUUAAAAUUACAAAACGUUCAGAAAAUAUUUUUUAACACAUUUUUUAACUCUCGCUUUUAUCGUUCUAGUUUUUUUUUUUAUAAAGUUGAUAUUGAUAUUUUUUUUUAAACGAAUUUUUGUUGUAAUAUUUUUAAAUGCGGCCAAAAUCAAAAAUUUGUCGAUACGUCUGUAUUUAUUUAUUAGUUAGGAUCGUUUGAAGUGCGUAGCGAAUUUUCGUUCGAAAAAAUAUAUACAGGGUGGUCAGAAUAUCAAAAAAGUUUUAGGUACUAGUUUAGUGCAUUUCUUUUUAAAUACAAAUUUAAUUUUGUGUCUCUUUGCUUUGUAUAUUCACUGCUAUAAUGUAAAUAACAUUUUUUUUAUAUAUAUAAUAAAACCGUAAUAAUAAUAAAAAUAAAUCGCCAAUGACGGAAUUUAAUUUUUUACAAUUUUAUCUUAAACCGCCUCUGAUAUUUUAAAUGUAUUAUUAUCACUACAUCAGUACCUAAAUUACACAUUUUUGUUCCUCUUCUAACUGUCCAUUAAUUUACAAAAUUUUCAUGAAAGAAAAUUAAAUUCGGACCACCCUGUACGUUUCUUGAUCCAUUGUCGUUACGCGCUUCAAUUUCUGUACUUUUCCAUUUUACUUUUUGUACAUAUUGUAAUUUUACCACGCCUCAGGAUUUAAAAGUGUCCAUACACGAUGUACUUUUUUUGUGUUAUCCUCUAUGCUUAAUUUUUUUACCUAAAUGGAAAUAUGAUUUUUAAAUGUAUGAUUUUUUUUUAGAUGAAUUGGAUUAGACCAAAAAAGACCAAUAGUGCUCAAUUUCGAAAAAUACAAAUACGUAAAGAAGUGCGACAUAUUUUUUUGGUAUCUUAAUUGACUACGAAUAUUUUCUGUCCUUUGCUAUUUUAACUGCCCAAAAUUCCUUUUCGUACAUUUAAGCUGAUCUAACAGAUGUUUACAAUGUUCUCUUUAAUUUAAUUGAAGACUUUUUGGAAAAAACGACACUUUGCUCACCGGCGACAAUAGUGACAACUCAAAAAUAAAGGUUCGGAGAAAAUCAGAAUUAAAAGUUUUCGGUAUUUAAAUUUUCAUAUUUCAAAUGUCAUUUAAAUAACAUUAAUGAGCUUGGCUGUGACCACAGUGAGUUUUUGUGUACUAAUUUUUUGUAGUCUGUUAAUUCCAUUUUUUGUUUUCAAAAAGGUAUCUGUAAGAUGCCACAAUGUCACUGUUUAUAUAAGAUUAGCUGUUCACUAUACUGACACGUUUAACGAAAUUGAUCAAAAAUGGAAAGUCUAUAGUGGCAUAACUCAAAAUAUGCCACCAAUGCUUAAAUAAAGCGUUACUAGAACUCGAUUUUGCCACUAUUACACAAGACGACUAUAAUUUUUGAUUUUCGACAGGCGGUAUUUGAAAGAUAUGCCACAAGUGUCACAAUUUAAAUAAGAACAGCUGCCACUAUUUCUUACACAAGAAAUCACUAAUUUUUGUUUUUCGAUAAAGGCGAUAUUUUAAAGAUAUGCCACAAGUGUCACAGUUCAUAUAAGAACUUGGUUAAUCACAAUACUGGCUCAUUUAUAAAAUUUAUCAAAAAUGGAAUGAGUAUAGUGGCAUAACUGAAAAUAUGCUACUAAUGCUUAAACAAGGCAUUACUAGAACUCAUUUUUGCCACUAUUACUUACACACCACGUUUCUAUUUUUUUUAUUUUAUAAGAACACAGCUUUUCACUAUAAGAAUUUAACGAAAUUGAUCCAAAAUAGAAAUUCUGUAGUGGCAUAACUCAAAAUAUGCCAAAAAUGUUUAAACAUAGCAUUAGAACUCAUUUAUGCCACUAUUACUUACACAAGAAGUCACUAAUCUUUGUUUUUCGAUAAAGGCGAUAUUUAAAAUAUAUUCCACAAGUGUCACAAUUUAUAUAAGAACACAGCUGUUCGCUAUACUGGCACGAUUAUCGAAAUUGAUCAAAAAUGGAGAAUCUGUAGUGGCAUUACUCAAAAUAUGCUACUAAUGCUUAAACAAGGCGUUACUAGAACUCAUUUUUUCCACUAUUACUUACACACCACGACUCGUAAUUUUAUAAGAACACUAUACGAAAUUGUUCCAAAAUUGAAUUUCUAUAGUGACAUAUCUCAAAAUAUGCCAGUAAUGUUUAAACAGCUUUGCUAAAACUCAUUUUUGUCACUAUUGCUCAAACAUGACAACUCGAAUCUAACACAGCUAGAGACAUUUAUAUUUGGUCAGAGGAAUAUUAAAAAUAUGUUGUUGAUGCAGCAUGUGGACGAAAUACAUGUUAUGCCAUAGUGACACAUUUACCAUCUUGAGAAGACUAUCUCAAAUAAUUUUAUGCCAGUCUUGUUGGAUGAAACUUUUAAUAUAUUUUUAAUAGAAUGCAAUAAUAGAACAGCUAUCGAUUAAUUACGCGUUGAUGGGACACCCUGUAUAUGUGUUAUUGGCUAACAUGUUGGUAUCGUUGGAUAGGUAAAUUUAUAAAGAAUUUUAUGCUGAAAUAAUAUAUAGGGUGUUGCAUUUGAAAAAAUUUAGAAAAUUAAACUUAAAAUAGUCCAUAAUGUUUCAAAACAUUUUCCACUAUUCAUUAGCUUAUAAGUCUGUAUUACCAAACCAUUUUAAAACUGAAAUAAAAUACAGGGUGUUCUAUUUAAAAAAUAUACAUCUUUAUUUUCCAGGCAAAAACGCAACACCCUGUAUAUUCAAAAAGAUUUUUAAAUUACGUAUUUUCUUAAAUCCUUGUAACUUUUAUUUGAAACUUGUUUGUGUGUCAAUAAAACAAAUUGAAAUGUUGAACAAUUACGCACUAAUGGGACACCCUGUAUAUAAAUUUUUGUUUAAAAUGUGACAAAUUGAAAUUAAAAAUCGAUCUGUUAUAGGAAAUUGUUUAAAAUUUGAUUUUUUGGCUGAAAAUGAAUUUAUUCCAUACUUUACAGUCACCCAGUAUAAAAUACAGUGUAUGCCAUAAAGUUGGAAUAUUUUUUUUAUUAGGAUUAAAAAAAAAGUCUGGUUAUUUUAAAACUUUAAAAAUCCCAUAUCAAAGUUCCCACUGCCAAAUUCUAAUUUUUUUUGAAAAAUCUUUCAUUUAUUAAAUAUGAAAAAAAAAUUAAAAAAAAACUGUUUCUAAUGACAAUGAAACCUAUUUUAAUAAAAGAAAAUAUUUAAAUUAUGGGCUAUUUUCUUGGAAAUUGCAAAAUCGUCCAAAAAACAUUUUAUGCAUAAUUUUAAUUUCAUAAAAAAUACCAACAUCGUCGAACAUUAUUAACAAAAAUUGGUAUGACAUUGUUGUAUUCUCGACCAUUUUAAGCUUUUUCAAUGAUUGUAAAAUUGUUAGUCAUGGAUUGUCAGAUUGUCUUGUUCAAAAUUGCAGAAACAAGUUUCUCUAAUAAUUUUUUAUAUUUCAAAAAACAGAUAACUAAUAUCAGUAGACAACUUUGUUGUGGGCUUUUAAGUUUUUAAAUAAUCGAAGGUAAUUGUCCUAGGAUUUUUUUUUCAUAAAUUAUGGCACACACGGUAUAUAUGAAAAAUUCUCUCUUAUCCUGUAACCUCCGAAAUUUCAUCUGAUCUUUGGCGCAAUGACAUACUUUUAAUAUAUCUAAAUUCAACUAUACUCUAUUCAAAGCAUAUAGUACGAAAUAAUAACCCUGAUUUCAAGAGUGGUAUUUAUUAGAUUGUAUCAUGAAGUGUCAAAAUCUCAGAAAUUUUAAAAGAUGUCCACCAAAAAUAAUUGGAUGUCACAAAAUGUCAAAAUUAAAGAUCAAAAUUUUACAAUUAUUUUGUUUUAUGUCGAUUUCGAUCCAAAAUAAUAUGCCGCACCUAUUUAUCCUUGUAGAAAUGGAGGUUAGCUCAAUAAAAAUAAAAAAACUAUUUUCUGAAUAGGCUCAAAACGCUUUUUGGCCAUUUUCCUUUACACGAAAUUCAAAAUUUUGCUCAACGAGACAAAAAUUCCUAUUUUAUAUAUAAAAUGCCCCAAAUCCAGUGCUAAAAUGCCUUAUAUCGGGAAAAGAAGGCCAAAAAGUGACCUGCAAUAUCACCGGUACUUUUUUAGCUUUUUACUAAUUUCCAAAAAAUAUCGGCGCUCCGUUCGCGGGGGGCGAUGAAACGGUUGUACUGUUAUCUCGAGUUUUAUUAUAUUUUUUCCUAACAGCAAAAUGCAAGUAACGCUUAUAUAUUAUAAAUAUAUAUGUAGAUAUGAAAUAUGUGAUUUUGUGUAUACAUCUAUAAUCGUUUUGGUAAAAGGUAAUUUAAAAAAAUAAAACUAAU
This is a messenger RNA of Psylliodes chrysocephalus, 5920 nucleotides long. The record is from the annotation of a GenBank genome assembly. NCBI's taxonomy places the organism in Eukaryota, Metazoa, Arthropoda, Insecta, Coleoptera, Chrysomelidae.